This is a messenger RNA of Ictidomys tridecemlineatus (thirteen-lined ground squirrel), 557 nucleotides long. Its product is annotated as short transmembrane mitochondrial protein 1. The record is from RefSeq and is a predicted model, not a curated record. Gene Ontology annotation, cellular component: respiratory chain complex. Lineage: Eukaryota; Metazoa; Chordata; Mammalia; Rodentia; Sciuridae.
GGGUGACACAGGCGAGGAUCACUUCACCAAAGCUGGCACCAAACCUUUGGGACUUUGCCUCCAAAACCAUGAGCCAGUGGUCCCCUGAGCAGCGCUGUCCUUAACACCCGGCUCUCCCUGCCUGCUGGCUCUCCUGGCCUGCUGACAUCAUGUUCCAGUUCCUGCUUGGAUUUACUUUUGGCAACGUCCUUGGGAUGUAUCUGGCUCAGAAUUAUCAGAUGCCAGAUGUGGCUAAAAAACUUGAAGACAUUAAAAAAGGCUGGGAAAUCAAGAAGUAACCACCUACUUCCUGAGGCUGGCUCCAGCUCUGCGUUCUGGAAACAUGGAUUCUACCCUCUUGCAAGACCUUGCAGACCACCUGAUCCCAAAGCUUUUGGAUUCAUCUCCAGCCUCUGCAGUUUUCUUCUUUUCUAGACUCUGUGUUGUCUCAGAGCAAAAGUGGGACCACAAGUUAAGAACUAUCCCUUACAUUUCCAAUGGACUCACCUCUUUCCAUUCUCUUCCUUCCAGACUGGAACUAUGGUGCUAGAUUAGUAAAACAUUGACCUUCAUUAGUA